Messenger RNA from Dendroctonus ponderosae (mountain pine beetle), 3682 nucleotides. Its product is annotated as kinesin-like protein Klp10A. NCBI's taxonomy places the organism in Eukaryota, Metazoa, Arthropoda, Insecta, Coleoptera, Curculionidae. The record is from RefSeq and is a predicted model, not a curated record. The transcript is spliced from 11 exons. The coding region runs from base 182 to 2347 and encodes 721 amino acids. Gene Ontology annotation, molecular function: microtubule motor activity; ATP binding; microtubule binding. Gene Ontology annotation, biological process: microtubule-based movement.
UUUGCGUGCUUGUCAUCUGUUUCUUGUCUACAUUUGGCGUACCGUACGUUCCGUUUAAUGAAUGUGUCAGUUGAAUAGCCGUGCUAAGAAACCAGAAAUCUCAAAUUUUAUAGUUUAUAUGUAUUGUUUUAAUAUAUCAGUGGAAAAAACCUGAACAUUACACCAUCAGCGGUAAUUAGCUAUGGAAAUGGCAGCUGGAUAUCUUCAAGUCGGACUAAGCAUAAAUAUAAAAAGAACCGAUGGUCGCAUUCAUUCAGCCAUCGUUGCUGCCAUCAACAAUGAAAACCGAUGUGCAACGGUGGAGUGGUUUGAACAAGGUGAAACAAAAGGAAAGGAAGUAGAUAUGACCGCUAUAGAAUCUCUCAAUCCAGAAGUAAUUAUUUUGAAGCCUGGCGAGGACCCAAAAUUCAACAAAUUGCAAAGGGAUUCAUCUGGAUUUUCAGAGGAAGACCUAAGUGCAUCUUUGGCGCAGUCUGGUCGCUGUAGCGACGACGAAUUUAACAGUAAUCAAUUUUCAAUGCAAACUACUUCCCUUCAGAACCCAACUCAUAGACAAAUAAGCGGAAAACCUAAUAAUGGAAUACCCAAACCAACAAAUACUCAGGUGUCACUCAUACCACCACCAAGUAGUAAUGGGCAUUCGAAUGUAUUACCUGACACUAUUGUUUCAAAUACUUUAUCAAAUGUGCCUAGUAUUCCUUCCUCUAGAAUAACAAACAUACAUGUAACGAAUUCACGACGAAGUAAUGUAGUAAAAGAGGUAGAAAAGCUAAAAAAAAAUCGGGAAGAACGUCGACAGCGACAGGCUGAAGAAAAGGAGGCAAAAGAGGCAUUUUUGAAGAUGGAUCCAGGAAACCCGCAUUGGGAAUUACUGAACAUGAUAUUGGAAUGUCGAAGGGGUCUUGAAAUUAAACCACUUUCUGAAAAUGAUGCAAUUGAAGAUCAUCUUAUUACCGUUUGCGUUCGAAAGCGGCCUCUAAAUAAAAAAGAAGUCGCGCGAAAAGAAGUAGACGUUAUUACAAUACCUAGCAAAAACCAAUUAAUUGUCCACGAGCCAAAAAAUAAAGUAGACUUAACUAGAUACUUGGAAAAUCAACUUUUCCGCUUUGACUAUGCUUUUGACGAAUCCUGUUCAAAUGAGUUAGUAUACAGGUAUACGGCUCAACCUCUAAUCAAAACACUAUUCGAGGGUGGUUUUGCCACGUGCUUUGCAUAUGGUCAAACAGGUUCAGGUAAAACUCAUACCAUGGGAGGAGAUUUUAAAGGAAAAGAGCAAGAUUGUCAAAAGGGAAUCUAUGCCAUGGUCUCGGCGGACGUUUUUCGAUUGGCCAGUUCCCCAAAAUAUAGGCAAAUGAAUUUGGUGGUUUCAUCUAGUUUUUUCGAAAUAUAUUCCGGAAAAGUGUUUGAUCUUUUAAACAACAAAGCCAAGCUGAGGAUAUUGGAAGAUGGGAAGCAGCAAGUUCAAGUAGUGGGCCUUACGGAGAAAGUUGUCUCGGCAACUGAUGAGGUGUUGAAACUUAUUCAAAAGGGAAAUCAAGCUCGCACGUCGGGACAGACAUUUGCUAAUGCAAAUUCUUCAAGAUCUCAUGCAGUGUUUCAAAUUUAUUUGCGAUCAAAUAACAAUAUGUCAAAAAUUUAUGGAAAAUUCUCCCUCAUCGAUCUGGCUGGUAAUGAAAGAGGAGCUGAUACUUCUUCAGCAAAUCGGCAAACACGAAUGGAAGGUGCUGAAAUAAACAAAUCUCUUUUAGCUUUAAAAGAGUGUAUUAGAGCUUUAGGUCGUAAAGGUCCACAUCUACCUUUUCGCGUUAGUAAAUUAACGCAAGUAUUAAAGGACUCAUUUGUGGGAUCUAAUUCUCGAACGUGCAUGAUAGCCAUGAUAUCACCCGGUGUGAGUUCAUGCGAGCACAGUUUAAACACUUUAAGAUACGCGGACCGAGUCAAAGAGCUUGGUGGAGGAGAUCUGCACACUAAUGCAGGUUCAGAGCCUGAGCAAGAAGAUGACGGAGGUGAUAUUUCACAGCUUAGGUCCUUUAACGAAACCGACAUGACUCCGGAAAUGUUGAAUUUUCAUCAAGUUAUUUCUGAACUUCAAGCAGCGGAAGACAACAUGUUAGAAAACCACAAGGCGACAAUUGAAGCUAUACAAAUUGCUUAUCACAGAUCUGUUGAACUUUUACAAACAACGGAAGAAGUUGAUUAUGAUCAAGAAGCGUACUGCAGGAAAUGGGAUGAACUUCUUACUAAUGCGAUUGGGACUCUCUCAAGAGCAAAACAACACGUGGAUGACUACAAAGGUAAACUGGCAGCUGAAGAACAACUUAGCCGCAAAACUACUAAAAGAAAGUAAACAUAUAAUAAAGACCAUUCGAUGAUUAAUUUUAAUUGCUUGUACACUAAUUUUUGCCUUUCAUAGUUUGUUAUUAUUUAUUACUUUACCUGUAUUUUAAUUCACUAAUUUAUACUUAAUAAACUAAUCAAAUGUUCAUACAAAACAUUCCUGUGAAGCAGAUAUUUUGACGCAAAUUAAUUUGUACGCCCAGGUUCAGAUUUUUGACUGUUGAUAUAAACAAAUUUCUAGUUUGUAUUGUGGUACGUUUGAUUUGCUGUUUUUUGUAUUAACCCUUCUUUGUUUCACAUAUAUUGCUUAGUCUUUUUUGACGAUUCCAGUUCUGCAUGGUUUAACUGAAAAGUAUCGUUAAAAUUAACCAGUCAUGAAUCUAGCUUGAGUGCAAUAUAUAUUUUAACAUUGGUUUUUUAAAACAUCUUACACAUUAUAAUCUCAUUAAGAAAAUUUGUUUAGAAUAAUGUACUCUUCCCCUGGAAACACUUGUUGAACUAUAAAUUUAAACAUAUUAAGUAUUGGGUAAGUAAUUGCGUUUUCAAAUGCGCCGUUAUGCAGAUUUUAAAAACUGAAUGCAUUUAUUUUUAAAAAAACAUCAGUGUUUAGUUGUAACUGAUAUAAAUAAAUUGAUUUUAGCACAUACUUUAGUAUUGGCUUGAUAAUACAAAUUACGUUGUUGAAAAAAUAGGAAUAUGAAAGAUUUGUAGAACAUAGGCUGUUUAAAAUCCAAAUAGCACUACAGUUGGCGAAGAUCACCUCAAUUUACAGUGCUAUUUGUGAAAAUGCUCAUAAGUCUUGUAUUAUUGCUUAAUUAUUUGUACAAUGGCAGGAACUGACUGAUUUGUAGUAAUUGUAAAGGUUUAUAUAAAAUUCAACUUGUAUUGUUGUCACGUAUCUAUAUAAUAUGAAGUUAGUGUUACGUAUUUUUGAUAUGAGCAAAAUAAGACAAAAUCCCAUAACGUAUUGAUAAGAUUUAGUCUUCAUGGUUUUUUUAUCUGUUAUCGUGCUAGACAGUUAUCUAUAUUAUCAUAUGCUGGCUUUUUAUCUUGUUUAUCGUCCAUUUGAUUGUGAACUUCGCAUUUGUAUACUUUUCCACUUAGUGUAAUAUUAAUUAUCCAAAGGCUCGUUAAAUAGACAUAUUCAAUAUCCCAGCUUUCUCCGAUUAUUAGUUAUUUUUUUUGCUACAUUAUAAACAUUAGUGCCUUAUUCAUUUAUAUUAUUUUUUACCAGCCUAUAUCUAUAUUCCGUUUUGCUGUGAUUAGUUGUAUUAUAAGCGAUUUGGCUACAUUAGUGUGAUUUUAAGGGGAAGAAGUAUACAAAAUAAAAUGACUACUUUCUGAA